This is a messenger RNA of Artibeus jamaicensis (Jamaican fruit-eating bat), 1297 nucleotides long. RefSeq names its product tumor protein p53 inducible protein 3 (gene TP53I3). Lineage: Eukaryota; Metazoa; Chordata; Mammalia; Chiroptera; Phyllostomidae. Bases 92 to 1090 code for a protein of 332 amino acids. Gene Ontology annotation, molecular function: quinone binding; quinone reductase (NADPH) activity; NADPH binding. The transcript is spliced from 6 exons. The record is from RefSeq and is a predicted model, not a curated record.
CAGACAGUGCCAGGCCUGCGGGGGUGCUGCUCCAAGGGUCUGCAGGGAUCGCAGGGCCAGGCCGUGCCGUCUGGAGCAGCUAAUAGGAAACAUGUUAGCUGUACACUUCGACGAGCCAGGAGGGCCAGAAAACCUCUACCUGAAGGAAGUGGCCAAGCCCAGCCCAGGAGAGGGAGAGGUGCUCCUGAAGGUGGUGGCCAGUGCCCUGAACCGGGCGGACAUACUCCAGAGACGGGGCCAGUAUCCUCCUCCCCCGGGAGCCAGCACCAUCCUGGGAGUUGAGGCAUCCGGACACGUGGUGGAGCUGGGGCCUGGAUGCCAGGGGCGCUGGAAGAUUGGGGACCCAGCCAUGGCUCUGCUGUCCGGUGGGGGUCAGGCUCAGUACGUCACUGUCCCUGAAGGGUUCCUCAUGCCCAUCCCAGCAGGACUGACCAUGCCCCAGGCUGCAGCCAUCCCGGAGGCCUGGCUCACCGCCUUCCAGCUGUUACAUCUUGUGGGAAAUGUUCAGGCCGGAGACUCUGUGCUGAUCCACGCAGGACUCAGCGGGGUGGGCACAGCGGCCAUCCAACUCACCCGGUUAGCUGGAGCUAUUCCUCUGGUCACAGCUGGCUCCCAGGACAAGAUUCAAAUGGCAGAAAAACUCGGAGCAGCUGUUGGAUUUAAUUACAAAGAAGAGGAUUUUUCUGAAGCAGCAAUGAAAUUCACCGAAGGUGCUGGAGUCAACCUUAUUCUAGACUGCAUAGGAGGAUCCCACUGGGAGAAAAAUGUCAACUGCCUGGCUGUUGAUGGUCGCUGGGUUCUCUAUGGCCUGAUGGGAGGAAACGAAGUCAAUGGGCCUCUACUUUCAAAACUGCUUUUUAAACGAGGAAGUCUGAUCGGCAGUCUGCUGAGAUCUAGGGACAGAAAGUACAAGCAAUCGCUGGUGAAGGCUUUUACAGAACAAGUUGUGCCCCACUUCUCCACGGAGAGUACCCACCGACUACGGCCGGUUGUGGACCGAGUCUACCCCGUGGCUGAAAUCCAAGAGGCCCAUAAGUACAUGGAGAGUAAUCAGAACGUGGGCAAAAUCGUCCUGGAGCUGCCCCAGUGAAGGAGCACAGUACAGGGAACGGGUACCUCAGGCCUUUGCAGAGCAAGCUUGUUGAAAAUUCAUUGUACGCAGACAAGAGGCCAGAGGCUACCCCAGGCCCACAUGUAACCCUCUGGGCCUUCCUGGGCCCCGUCAAUCAAUUCAUGUAAAGCUGUCCUAAGGAAAUAAAGAGUGCACUUGAAGGGUAGCCGGCUCAGGACCGGCGGU